CGCACCCCGCGCACCCCGCGGACGCCAAAUCGAGUGCGCUUCGACCUGACCCCAACCAUUGUCAUCGAUGGCGUCGCUCGGAACAGCAGCAGCAAUCACAAUAAUGGCAGUUACAGGGAGCGGGGGCCAGGAGGAGGGGGAGUGGGCCAGGAAGGCGAGGACUACGCCGCGCGCGAGAGCUUCGACGUCGACGACGAAGACCCCCUCAACCCCGGCAGCACGACGGCCUCGGGGCGACGGCGCAACCAGCGGCAGCAGCGCGUGCCGCUGCUCACCGACAUCGAGGCGCCGUCGGUAUCGGUGGCCAACAGCCCGUGGAGCGGCGACGGCGACGGCGAGCUGCACGCGUGGGCGGCGGCGGAGCGGGCGCGGCCCAAGAGCGGGCUGCGCAUGGCGUUCAUGAACAUGGCCAACAGCAUCAUCGGCGCGGGUAUCAUCGGGCAGCCGUACGCGUUCCGGCAGGCGGGCCUGCUGGCGGGCGUGGUGCUGCUGGUGGCGCUGACGGUGGUGGUCGACUGGACCAUCCGCCUCAUCGUCGUCAACAGCAAGCUCAGCGGCGCCACCAGCUUCCAGGGCACCGUCGAGAAGUGCUUCGGCCGCACCGGCCUCAUCGCCAUCUCGGUCGCCCAGUGGGCGUUUGCCUUUGGCGGCAUGGUCGCCUUCGGCGUCAUCGUCGGCGACUCCAUCCCCCACGUCCUCAUGGCCAUCUGGCCCGGCCUGCGGAGCAUGCCCGUCCUGGGCCUGCUAGCCGAUAGGAGGGCCGUUAUUGUGCUGUUUACGCUAAGCAUCAGCUACCCUCUAGCCCUGUACAGGGAUAUUGCCAAGUUGGCCAAGGCGAGUACCCUCGCCCUCGUCAGCAUGGGCAUCAUCGUUGUCACCGUCGUUGUCCAGGGCAUCCUGACGCCCAGCGAAGCAAGAGGGUCGCUCAAUACGUUCAACCUUCUGGUGAUCAACGGCGGCAUCUUCCAGGCCAUUGGUGUGAUUUCAUUUGCGUUUGUGUGCCACCACAACUCGCUCCUUAUCUACGGGUCCCUCGAGACGCCGACCAUCAACCGCUUCUCCAAGGUGACGCACUACUCGACGGCCAUCUCCAUGGUGGCGUGCCUGCUGAUGGCGCUGGCGGGGUUCCUGACGUUUGGCGACAAGACGCUGGGCAACGUGCUCAACAACUUUCCGGCCGACAACACCAUGGUCAACGUGGCGCGGCUCUGCUUUGGGCUCAACAUGCUGACGACGCUGCCGCUCGAGGCGUUUGUGUGCCGCGAGGUCAUGCUCAACUACUACUUCCCCGGCGAGCCCUUCAACAUGAACCUGCACCUCAUCUUCACCACCAGCCUGGUCGUCAGCGCCAUGACGCUCAGCCUCUUCACCUGCGACCUCGGCACCGUCUUCGAGCUCGUCGGCGCCACUAGCGCUGCCGCCAUGGCCUACAUCCUGCCCCCGCUCUGCUACAUCAAGCUGACGACGCGCUCGUGGAAGACGUACGUCGCCUGGGCCGUCGCCGCGUUUGGCACCGCCGUCAUGACCAUCAGCAUUCUGCAGGCGGUGGGCAAGAUGAUCCGAGGUGAGGGAGGUAUGGCACAGUGCAUGUAA
Messenger RNA from Lasiosphaeria miniovina, 1593 nucleotides. RefSeq names its product transmembrane amino acid transporter. Gene Ontology annotation, molecular function: L-amino acid transmembrane transporter activity. The transcript has 4 exons. Gene Ontology annotation, cellular component: endoplasmic reticulum. The record is from RefSeq and is a predicted model, not a curated record. NCBI's taxonomy places the organism in Eukaryota, Fungi, Ascomycota, Sordariomycetes, Sordariales, Lasiosphaeriaceae. The annotation marks the transcript as partial. Gene Ontology annotation, biological process: amino acid transmembrane transport.